AAAAAAAACCUCUGCAAAUCGAUCUACACACAUUUGACAGUCGACAGAUUUGACUUCACAAACCUGGCAAACUUGGUAAAUCAAACCAAGUAUUUCCAACAAAGUAAAUCCAAUCUUGUAGCAGAGUGGUACCCUAAAACAAGACUUUGUUUCCAGGUGGACUCAUCAAAACCUGUGCACCCUAACUAGCGAAAGCUGUUGCAGCUUCUGAUUUUCAAAAGUGCUUUUAAGUUUUAUGUGCAAUAUGCAUCAUAAGAGUGACCAACCUGACCAACCCCUGACUUAAUUUGCUCCUCAUCUUUCACAUCUUCAAGCUCGCUCUCAAUGUCAGCACUCUUUACCAUUUUUGAAUGGACAAUGCCUUCCUGCAAAGUUUUAUCCCCUUUCCUGCACCUCCCAGCUUCCAUCAGCUGUUCAUUCUGAUCUUAACUACAACAUAAGUAACAUAAUUUGCAAGAUCCCUUUCUGAUAGUGCAUCCCUUAUCAUGCACAAAUUGUAGAGUGUCACCUCUACAUUAGAAAAGUAGUCUGGCAUAGAUUGAUCUUGUUGGAUCAGUCUAAUGAAGCCUUUUUCCUCGAUUAACUUCUUUUGUGGUUUUGAUCUGAUUAUUUUGAUCUUAAUUAUCUAAGAGGACUUAAAUGUCCUUUCAAAAUAAGCACCUGCCUCUCAUUCAUUUACCUGGAUCUCUGAAGCUACAAAUCAAAUAUGUGGUCCAUGUUCAUCGUGCAGGAUGAAGAGGUAAGGACUGCACCUGCUGGGGUGCAUCAACCUUCAGGUGGUCUGGAAGGGUUUAUGGGAUCCCGGAGCGAUGGACGCAAACGCAGACUUAUAACAUUGUCCCGUUCUGGCAACAGCAUUAGCGAAAGCCAAGAGGGAAAGAUUAAGCUGACAUUUUUCAUGGCUUUGACUGGCCUCAUGCUUUCUGUGCUUGGGGUGGGUACAGAAUUUUGGGUGGAGCUGGCUCCAUCAAAGAGCUUCUUCAACAAUCAGACUUGCCUGGCAGCACAUUACGGUUUGUGGAAAUGUUGCACCAAGAAAUUCUGGGUGUCAGAUAUUAACCCAAAGCAGGACAGCUGUGGGCCACUGGAUUUACAGAAAGAAUCCAAUUGCACCUUCUUCAAGUUCUACACCACUGGAGAAAACAUUGUCCUAUUUCAGAAAACACCAGAAAGGGAUCUGACUAUAGCAGCAGCCAUGUUUGCUAUCUUAAGUCUUUUCCUGAUGGUGAUGGGGGCUGUCUGCAUCAUCAUGGCAGUAAACAAAGGUGUGCAGUUCUUCUUGAAGCCAGCCUCUGUUUGCUUCAUACUCUCAGGUCUCUUAACCUUCCUCUGUCUCAUUGUCUUCCACCAAUCAGUGCUUUCAUUAUUGGCAAGUGACCAAUCCAUACCUCUACACCAUAAAAUGUCAUGGUCAGCGACAUGUGUGGGCUGCUCUGGAGCUCUUGUUGUUGUUGCCGGGGCCUUGUUCUUGGUCCUUGCUCUUCCUUACAGUCCUUGGGAAAAAUGCCUUCCUAAAAAGAACAGUGACAUCUAGUGGUGUGGAGGCUAAAGAGCACUUUGCAUCCAGGUUUGCAUUGCAUCCAGGUUUGCACUGCAUCCUUUUAAUACUGUGGAACAGAACCGUAUUCCAUUACAUCUUGGAGAACCUAUGGAACUGAAGAAUUAAUGGACUACUGUUCCAUAUAUAGGAUGUGUUAAGUUAAAACAAUGCAAUAUAUUGCUUUUGUUUGAGGGUUGGCAAAAUGUAGUAAGAAUAGCAAGGAGUUGGCACUGGAGAGUAUGGUGUAAGAAAUGUAACUGGAGGUGGGCAUUUUAGAAGAUUACACAUGAUAUUAGGAUGGAAUGGUUCAGUGAUUUGAUCAUGAAGCCUAAAGUUAAUAACUUGUAGUGUAAUGGUUCUUACUGCAGAAUAUGUAAGCCAUUUAUGUAUUUUCCCCCCAAAAUAUUACAGUUAAACUUGAUGUGGUAUUACCCUCAUAUAGUUCCAAAUCUGUAAAAUUUUGUCUUCCAUGAUGGAACACAAAAUGAGAGAUUAUGAAUAAUGACAGUCUCAGUCACCAUUCACUUUAAUUGUAUUGAAAAAUAUAUAUGGGUUUGGAACAGCUGGAGGAUGAGUAAAUGACAGCAUUUUCAUUUUUGAUUGAAUUAGCACUUUAUUUUACUUAUUUAUGCUUUGUGUUUUUAUGCUUUUAUAUGCCCAUGAAAAGCUUUGUUGAUUCAUCCCUGGUUUUAAACAGCCCUCUUCAUCUGGAGAUGGUUUAGUUGAUGACAGCAAUGAGAUGAACUGAAAUGAAAAGUUUUAAUUAAAAGCCACAUUGUCUGCGGCUUCUGCUUCCUAUUGUGGACACUGAUACUGUUGCUGAUCUAGCAUCAGUUAUUGAAAGCAUUAAUGCAAUUAGAGAAAUGCCUCUUAUUAGUAAUGUGUCAUUUUAAAAAUCAAACUUUGUUUGAAGAGUAUGCAUUUUAUUUAAUAUAUGCGCUGCACAAAUUUGAGAUUUUUAUAAAACAAAAUAUGUAUGAAUAAAUAUGUUUUAGUAAUGAGGAUACACAAAUAUUUUAGAAUCAGGGCCACGAGAAAUUAUUUAUGGGGGUUCAUAUGUGAUGGGAUAAAUGUACUGUAAAAAAAAAAAAUUAAUUGUGGGGAAUAUUUUUGCAAACAGCUAUUUGAUUUUACUUUGAUUUUUUUUUUUUUUUUUCAGUUUUAUUCAAAUAUUCAUUGACACUACAGGCUUACUAAAAACUAUAAGAAUCUAAAACAAACUUACACAUUUAAUUUAUGCACAAUAAACAAAUAAGUUCAGUUUUUUGUAAAAUCGGGCAAAUAGUUGCCUUAAUUCCUAAAUAAGAUAAGCUUUUUGCAUCUUUCUGGUUAGAGUUCUAUUAUUAUUAGCGGUCCUGGGUUUGGUUCACCGAUUCCCAUGAAAGUUUGCAGUCACCAUUAUUUUUGUUCUUGUCUCAGGUGUAGCUUGUUGGUUAACAUUUGUUGUGACUUUCAAGGUCUUACUGUACAUAAAUACAUAUUUUUAAUACAUUUAAAUGCAUUGGAUACUGAAUGUGAUAGUAAUGCACAUUAAUAACAAAUAAAGACUGGCGCAGAUCUCUUUAUGCAUUGUUUGUUUGCUUGUUUAUUUAUUCAUUGAUUCCUAUUCCUAUAACUUUGUUGUCUGCCACCAACAUCAACUGCAUUUUGUACACAUGCAGUGAUCAACAGGUAUACUUCCUACAUGCAAUUCAGUGUUGUCAGAUAUGUGAAAUGACAUCCAUGCUGAAGCCGAGAUUCUAUUGCCUAUUUCCAAAUUCCAUCCAUCAGUUUCGAAUGUUUGGCAUGCUCUCUUGAUAUGCAUUACUGCGUGUGCCAAUCAUUGUGUGAUUGUGACCCUUUUCUGCACUUGAAUGAAUGCAAAUUUGGCAUAAACGAAUAAAACCAAUGCAACAUCAAACCCCUUGACUUCAUUCCUCAUUUUUUCUCUCACUGUCACAU
Messenger RNA from Myxocyprinus asiaticus (Chinese sucker), 3481 nucleotides. Its product is annotated as voltage-dependent calcium channel gamma-6 subunit-like. Bases 707 to 1534 code for a protein of 275 amino acids. Gene Ontology annotation, molecular function: calcium channel regulator activity; voltage-gated calcium channel activity. The record is from RefSeq and is a predicted model, not a curated record. The transcript has 6 exons. Gene Ontology annotation, cellular component: L-type voltage-gated calcium channel complex; membrane. NCBI's taxonomy places the organism in Eukaryota, Metazoa, Chordata, Actinopteri, Cypriniformes, Catostomidae. Gene Ontology annotation, biological process: regulation of calcium ion transmembrane transport via high voltage-gated calcium channel; calcium ion transmembrane transport.